UGUAACAUACGGUUUUUAUAUAUCGCCUACACUGGAUUAAACAACAAAAUAACAAACACAGAGGCUCCAGUUUUACACGAGGACCACUUUAUUUUGUUUCAUUUCAAAACUCCUCUGCAACACAGCGUGACGCCACUUCCGCUUUUGGCGCCUUCAAAAUAAGAGCUCAAGGCAUAUACUGUAUAACAGCUUAUAACAUCACAAAGAGGCACGCCAAUAAAAAUAGGUUACACAAAUAAUACAUUUUAUCCACAGCAACUCUGCGCAAUUCAAACGUCAAUUUACAAAUUAAAUUGUUGUUUCAUGAGGUUCUGCGAGGGGGGGGGGGCAGUGGUUGUUCACGACAAGAUGGCCUCCGCAGGACUUGCAUUAUCUAAAGCCGAAUACCUCAAACGUUAUUUAUCCGCAGACGACGACGCUAAAAAGUCCAAGGACAAACUUAAGAAGAAGCGACGUAAGCCCGCAGGAAAAGGGCUUAAGAUCGUCGAUGAUGACAUAGACUGGAAACAGAUGGUGACGGUGGAAGACAAGCAAGCAGAAGACGACGACGAGGAGGCGCCGGUGAUCGCCGAGGUGAUCGACGACCGUCCUGAGGAGGUGAGGCGGAUGGAAGUCUUUAGAACAGGCUCCAGAUGGAAAGUCAUUGGAGAGGACGACGGCGACGGACCGCCGGAGGAGGACGGAGAUUCUCCGGCCAGAAAGACGCGGCACGACUCUCCCGAGGCGUCCCCGCCAGGCAGAGCUCGCCACGAUUCUCCCGACGUUUCGCCGCCGCGGAGGAAACGCCACGACUCGUCAGACCAGUCUCCUCCCAGGCAGCAGGCGGGGAAGUCGGCAAAGGAGCGGAGUAAAGAUUCCUCCCCGGCGAAGCGUAAACAAACUUCCUCGUCAAGUCGCCGACGUUCGCCAGGAGGCAGCAGACCCGCAACCCGGCGCCACUCCGACUCGGACCAGUCGCCGCCACGAAAGAGGACGCAGAAGGGAGGGGCUUCCGACUCGGACCGGUCGCCGCCACGAAAGAGGACGCAGAAGGGAGGGGCUUCUGACUCGGACCAGUCGCCGCCCAGGCGGCGGGCAGCGUCCGACGACGACCUGUCGCCUCCACGCCGCUCGGGCCAGGCGGAGGACAAACGAGUGCUUUCGGGCCGGAGAGCGGGUCUGAUUUCCUCGGAUGUGCUUCGGAAAGAGAAGGACGAAGAACGCCGCAGGGACGGAGACAACUGGCACCUGGAAAACCAGUCCCGCCACGCCCAGACGGUGUUCCGGGACAAGUCCGGCAAAAAGCGGGACCUGGAAUCGGAGCGGGAAGAAAAGAAGCGGAAGGCUGCAGAAAAAGCUGCAAAGGAUGAGAAAUACGCUCAGUGGGGCAAAGGACUGGCGCAGGGUCACAUGGAGCAACAGAGGCUGGAGGACGCCGUGCAUGAAGCCCAGAAGCCGCUGGCCCGUCGCCACGACGACGAGGACCUGGACCGCAUGCUGAGGGAGCAGGAGAGGGACGGCGACCCCAUGGCGGCCAUGUUGCGGCGGAAGAAGGAGCGCAAGACUCACGGGGUCAAAGACAGAGUCCAGUACAAAGGACCGCCCCCCCCUCCCAACAGGUUCAACAUUCUACCCGGCCAUCGCUGGGACGGCGUCAACAGGUCCAACGGCUUCGAGCAGAAGCGCUACACCAGGAUCUCCGACAAAAAGGCCCUGCAGGAGGAGGCGUACAAGUGGAGUGUGGAGGACAUGUGAAGACUUCUCUCAAAAUAAUGAAUUGCAGUGAGUGGAGAGGAUCACCACUCCAAGAUGGCGGCCCUGCGUCUCGUCAGCGCCAAUAGGUAGUAGCGCUCCAUGCUGUGUACUCUUAGACCAGGGGUCACCAACGUGGUCGCCCGUAAGGACCAGAUGAGUCGCCCGCUGGCCUGUUCUAAAAAUAGCUCAAAUAGCAGCACUUACCAGUGAGCUGCCUCAAUUUUUAAAACUGUAUGUAUUUACUAGCAAGCUG
Nerophis ophidion (straightnose pipefish) is the source of this 1987-nucleotide messenger RNA. RefSeq names its product BUD13 homolog (gene bud13). Gene Ontology annotation, cellular component: U2-type spliceosomal complex; RES complex. The transcript has 11 exons. Lineage: Eukaryota; Metazoa; Chordata; Actinopteri; Syngnathiformes; Syngnathidae. Bases 304 to 1734 code for a protein of 476 amino acids. Gene Ontology annotation, biological process: mRNA splicing, via spliceosome. The record is from RefSeq and is a predicted model, not a curated record. Gene Ontology annotation, molecular function: RNA binding.